AUGCGUUCUUCCCUCGUUCUGCUUGCCGGUCUGGCAGGCACGGCUCUCGCCUACCCUACCGAUAUGGCCGUUGAGCGCCGUACCCUAGGUCUCCUCGGCGAGCUCCUUGGCGAUAUCACUGUCGACGUGACUACUAUCCUUGGCGCCGUCCUCGGUGACCACUCCUCCGUUAACCUUUUUGCCGGUCUGAGUGCUGAGGCUGCGGCCGCUCUCGGGGGUGGUGCUCUCGGCUGCAAGUCCGGUGCUAUCGAUCACAAGGCCAAGGCCGCCCUCAAGCUUUGGUUGCUCUUCCACUCUGACCUUGACGUCUCCCUCAAGAAGUCACUGAUCUCGUGGUGUGAGAGUAACGGUGAGCUCGUCCUCUCCGCAGACGUUAUGGCUGCUCUGUCCGUGUACAUCCCCACAUGUGCCGACAUCGCUGCCAAGGGCCAGCUUUACGUGACCCUUGACGGUAUCUUUGAGGCCGCCAGCCUCGAGUCCGCUCUCGUCCUGAGCCUAGGUGCUCAAGCUUCCCUUUCCGCUUGGAUCGAGGCUAAGCUUGAUCUUGAUUUGGAUGUCAAGGUCGGUCUCAAUGUCUGCGCCGCUGGCGGUGUUGUCGGCAGUCUGUCGGCUGACAUCAAGGCUGCCCUUCUUGCUUGGCUCAACAGCAAGAACUGUGACCUCAGCGCUCACCUCAAGGUUUCGGUCCUUGCCUGGAUCAACGGUCAUGCCGGUGGUGAGCUUGUUGAGAUUGGUGCUCUUGCCGAUACCGCUCUCUCUACCAUCUCCGUCGGUGCUUCCAUCGGCGCGCACAUUGAGGAGUCUGGUCUCCUGUCUGUUGGCGGCCAGGCCUCCCUCGCCGCCUUCCUGGGCCUUGAUCUCGCGGCCGAUCUCGCGGCUGAUGUUAAGCUCGCUCUCGAGGCAUGCGCCAAGGGCAAGCUCGCCGUCGCGGUUGACCUUGAUAUUCGCACCAAGCUCGCCAUCUGGCUCGCCGGCGCCGACUGCUCUCUGGGCGUUGAGCUCAAGGCCGUCGUCCUUCUUUGGUUGUCCUUCGCUGUCGAGGCUGAUGUCUCCGUUUCCCUCGACCUUGUUGGUGGCCUUCUUGGCCAUGUCACCGAUAUCCUGACCGGAACCCUUCUCACCGGUCUCAGCGUUGACCUCCGUAGUGCCCUUUCCCUCUGUGCUGCCGGCGGUAGCCUCACUGACCUGACCUUGGACGCUCGUGCUGAGCUCGCUGCCUUCCUUGGUGGUUGCACUUCCAUUGACAUCGAUAUCAGCAUCCAGAUCAUUAUCCUCGAGUGGUUCACUGGCUGCAGCAUCCCCGGUGCUCCCUCUGGCCCUGCCUCGUCUUCCGUUCCCAGCCUGCCCUCCAGCACCCCCCACCCCCACCUGCCUGGCACCUCCGCUGCGCCUUCCGGUCCCGGUGCCUCUGUCUCUGUAUCCAUUCCCGCCGGUACCCCCGUCCCCAGCGGCCCCUCUGCCACCACCACCCCAUGUGACACCGAGACCUCGCAGAUUGUCGGCUCCACCGUGAUUCCCGGCGGCCCCAACGAGUCCGACUCCACGACUGUCACCGCACCUGCUGUGCCCACUGGCACCGGCCCUGUCCCCACUGGACCUGCCCCCACUGGACCUGCUCCCAGCGGCCCCUCUGCCACCACCACCCCGUGUGACACCGAGACCUCGCAGAUUGUCGGCUCCACCGUGAUUCCCGGCGGCCCCAACGAGUCCGAUUCCACGACUGUCACCGCACCUGCUGUGGCCACUGGCACCGGCCCUGUCCCCACUGGACCUGCCCCCACUGGACCUGCCCCCAGCGGCCCCUCUGCCACCACCACCCCGUGUGACACCGAGACCUCGCAGAUUGUCGGCUCGACAGUGAUCCCCGGCGGCCCCAACGAGUCCGCCUCCACGACCAUCUCCAUUCCCGCCGGCACCCCCGUCCCCAGCGGCCCUGCUCCCUCUGGACCUGCCCCCAGCGGCCCCUCUGCCACCACCACCACCAUCCCAUGUGACACCGAGACCUCGCAGAUUGUUGGCUCGACCGUGAUCCCCGGCGGCCCCAACGAGUCCGACUCCACGACCGUCUCCGCUCCCGCAGUGCCCACCGGCACCGGCCCUGCCCCCAGCGGCCCCUCUGCCACCACCACCCCGUGUGACACCGAGACCUCGCAGAUUGUCGGCUCCACCGUGAUCCCCGGCGUUCCUGCUCCCUCCGGCCCGGCUGGUACCACCACCGGCGCGCUCGUUCCUUCCGGUCCUGCUCCUACCAGCCCUCCCACUAUGUCCUCCGGUGGUAACUCUGGAUCCGAUGUAGUCACUAUCACCAAGACUGUGACUGCCACCGUCUGCGGUUGCGAGUAA
Penicillium robsamsonii is the source of this 2343-nucleotide messenger RNA. Its product is annotated as putative cell wall protein. The transcript has a single exon. Lineage: Eukaryota; Fungi; Ascomycota; Eurotiomycetes; Eurotiales; Aspergillaceae. The record is from RefSeq and is a predicted model, not a curated record. Bases 1 to 2343 code for a protein of 780 amino acids.